This is a messenger RNA of Exophiala viscosa, 2935 nucleotides long. RefSeq lists its product as uncharacterized. Gene Ontology annotation, molecular function: RNA polymerase II cis-regulatory region sequence-specific DNA binding; DNA-binding transcription factor activity, RNA polymerase II-specific. NCBI's taxonomy places the organism in Eukaryota, Fungi, Ascomycota, Eurotiomycetes, Chaetothyriales, Herpotrichiellaceae. The transcript is spliced from 3 exons. Bases 243 to 2909 code for a protein of 888 amino acids. The record is from RefSeq and is a predicted model, not a curated record. Gene Ontology annotation, biological process: cell differentiation; negative regulation of transcription by RNA polymerase II; anatomical structure morphogenesis.
GGAAGACAAAGCAAACCAGGAACAUCUCACUCCAGCCUCGUCGUUGCAUUUCGUCAUGGCUCAUGCUGCGACAAGAUUAUCAAGACCAAGCAGACAAAGGAGAAGAGAAAAGGCUGGAAUGGAUAUGCUAAGCGCUCUGUUUCCCUCACAAAGGUCAGAAUGCCCUUUUCCCCAAGGAUUCGUCCAUCUGCGCCAUUCAAGAAUUUGGAUGGCUAGGGUCAAAGAAUUCCUUUCUCUGCGCUAUGACUUCUGGCAACCCAGACCCCCCUCCACCAGCAUGGUAUCGUCGACUUCCUAGACCUCCAACUGAGUAUAAUCCUACACUGCGCCGUUCCUCAUUGCUGUCUCAGCACCGUUUGUUCCAUGCUGGAUCUUCCGGCCAUGAUACGUCGGGAGAUGGACUGCCUGGGACCACAGUGCAGCUCCCUGAGAGUUCCAAGUCAACGGAGAUGUCGACAGAGGGUAUAGGAAGACCGCUGGUAGCGAUUGAAGAAGGCCAGCCUGCUUCGCAUGCGAAGCCAUCUCAAUCUUCGAGCAUGGCGGAAUCACAGGCACAAUCCCUGAAAGCAUUUGAUAGUUCCAAGCCCAGAGAGCAUCUGUGUCUGUGCCCGUCUGAACCAAAGAUCCCAAGACCACGAAACUCAUUUAUGCUGUUUCGACAACACCAGCAAUCCAGUAUCAUGGCGCAAAAUCCUGGCCUUCCUAUUCCGGACGUGUCAAAGAUUAUUGGAGAACAAUGGAGGAGUCUGUCAGCAGAGGCCAAAGAGGGAUGGAAUUUGCUUGCGGAAGAAGAGAAGACCCGUCACCAACAACAGUAUCCAGGCUAUCGUUAUCAACCACGUCGCAGCGGCAGGGCAAGUGUUCAAUCUUCUGCAACCGCACCAGCGUCUACAGAGCCACAAGAGCUUUGCAUCAAGUGUGGUGGCAGACCGAUGAACGGUUAUACCAACGCAAGCCCGAUAUAUACUCCUCCAACGACCGGUUCUCAACAGCCUAUGACAAUGCAGGUUCCCGCAAAGCGAAGCUACAUCGUUAGCAGCGGGCCUCCUCAGCGAUAUAAUGGACAACCACCUACCUCGCCCGAGCCCAUGCCUCACCAAAAGACCUUUAUCGACGCUUACCCUUACCAGCGAGUUGACUCUCGCCUAGUAUAUGCCGUCACUCCCAAUCAGCCUCUUCCCACCCCUGCGUCAGCGGAUUCCCAGGAUGCAAAGAGACGGCGGUUCAAUAGCAACGGCGUGUAUGUGCCGGCUCGGGAACCUUACCCGGAAAGUGCCUACACAUAUGCCCAUUCUCCGAUCCGUACAGCUUCGUAUGCUCGACCUGAAGUUGUUCGUCUCCACCCUACGCAGGUGUCUGUUCAGCAUGUCCCCAUGGCCAAACCUGCAGUUGUUUCACCACCUCGAGCGGUUUACCCUCGUCCACCACAACUCCAGCCUGUUCGCCCACCUCACCCGCAUCAACGAGCUAGGUCCACAGUUGCACUGCCGCCGAUAGAGACAUUGGUGUCCCAAACGCCGACCAAAUCAUCAUCAAUUCAAUCACAAAGCUCUGGCGUAGAAGCCAUGAUUAUGUCGAUACCAGUCCUGAACAAAAUCAAGGUUCUUAACCAGAUAUCAGCGCCUCUUCCCACUCCCGGUCCGAUGUCUCCGAGGCCAGAAGUGCGUGGUGCCAUCAUCGCCAUUGAAGGCAUGGAUUCCGACACGGUCAACAGCAUGACCACUUCACUGGCCGAGCAGUUGGAAAAAGAAGGCAAAUUCGCCGUCCGAAUAUUUGGCGGUCCAGACCCCUUCUCCAUUAUUGGGGAUGCACGAAAUCGAGCAAACGCUCAGGUUAAGCCUAUGACGACCGAGGCGUACUUGAGCAUGCUCAGUGACUGGCACAAAAUCAACAAAGAAAUGGUCGAAUAUAUCAGUACAAGACCUGGGAUGGAUGGAUGCCAGUCAUCACCUAUGUCGCUCGACUCUACGAUCUACGAUCGGAACCACCUGAUGAAUGGUUACCAUGCAUCCAAAACUCCGGACAAGACCGUGCGAUUCUUUGACGGAGGGACGGACAUGGCUCAUGACGCUGCAAUCAGUCCCAAAACCAUGAGCAAGACAGCCGACUUGUCCAUAGUGUCACCACCAACCAAGGCUCGAAGUCAGAGUACACCCGGCCCAGGAAUGGAUGGGGGGUGCCAGUACAGCAUUCAACAGCAGACGUUCACAUUCCCACGCCCUUUCAAUUCGAAUCGUAUCCCUCCACCUCCUCCGACACCGCCUCCUGCCACACCGCCGCCACCACCACCAGUUGCACAAACUUCCUCCAGAAUUCCACCUCCUCGUACAUCUAAAAUACUUCCUGGAGCUUCCCUAUUUGAUCACAUUGUCCAAGACAAACAGUCUCUGACAGGGCCAAAUAGCACAGCCAUCCCCAUCGCCUUGGUUCCGCACUUUCAGCUCACUACGGUCAAUGCUGCCUCCAUCUCAAUGCCAAUCAGCGAUAGCUUUUCGCCACCCGCUCACUGGCAAUGGUUUGCUACUUUGUGGCGCGGCUGCAUCGGUCCAGAUAUUACCGUGGUCGUCAAGGGUGUCGAUGACGAGUCCGAAGCUGCCGAAGCCGCCAGGGCAUCUGUUAGUGCUGCAGCCAGCACACCUAUGGGUGUGCGGGAGAGAAAUUCCAGCGCAGGAUUGAGUUCUACUGGUGGACAUUCCGGCGUGGAGAUCCGCCUGAGUGAUUGUCGGGCGGUCGUGGUCAAAACUGCUAUUAUAGGCAUGCCUACCACCGCUGCAGACGCGGAUGAUCGUGUGCAGGAGGAUCCAGUGAAGAAACCAGUCGACCCGACUCAUCAGGCAAAAGAGAUGGAGAACUGGGAGAAGGCAAAGCGGCGGGUGGGAUUUGAGGUUGAGGAAUUCUUGCGCAGAUGAUUGGGUCACGAGCAGGACAUUCAUGC